AGGCGGAAGUGAAGGUGUGGUUGACUUCCGUUUCUUCUGCGUCCUUUUUGUUUGCUUGUUUGUUUUUUUCCUCGCCGUCAUGGGGCCUCGCUGUUUGCUCCCCGUCGUCUCGGUUCUGUUGCUGCAGGUUGUGGGUUCGUUUGUCGCCGCGCUGGUCCAUUUCUUCCCGGUGGGCGGUGAGCUGAAUUUCGAUGUCCGACCCUCGGCCCCUUCCGGAACCUUCACCGACCUCGUCUGGAAGUUCAACGAGAACCUGGUGGUCGAGUGGAGUAACGGCCAGUCGGGCCUGGAGUACUACGGUCCGUACAAGACCCGAGCCAGCCUGGAUGUAAAAACCGGACGGCUCCGGAUUGUCGGGCUGCAGGUGGCGGACAGCGGGACCUACACGGUGGACAUCAACAACCAGGUCAGUGUGACCCAGUUCCAGGUUCAGGUCAUCCUGAAAUUACUGAAAGUCAAAAUAUGGGUCUCGCCCCUGGUGUGUUCGCACGAGUCAAAAAACUGCUCGUUGGGCUGUGGACUGGACCAGGACCAGGACCAGGACCAGGACCAGGACCAGGACCUGGGCAACUUCGGACCCCUCACCCACACCUGGAAGGUCAACUCGGGACCCGAGUGGCUGGAGGCGGGGCCCAAAAUGAUGGUCAUCAACAACGACACGACCAGACAAGUUCCAGAGUUCCAGUGCCAGAUCAAGAACCCGGUCAGCAAGAACACGAGUGAGGCCAUCUCAAACCCGUUCUUCAGGAGCGAACCAGACAGCAACAACACCGGGAAGAUCGUUGGUGGAGUGAUUGGUGUGAUCCUUGUCAUAUUGAUUGUAGGUGGUUUAGUGUGGUGGAAGUGUAAUAUCUGUCAACCUAUCAGACAGAAUCACGGCACUAAGCAGGAGGAGGACGAGAUGGGCCACAACCAACUGCUGAAGAAGACGGAUCACAAACCACCACAGGACAAGACGGUCUCGCUCCCCUCAGAAUCUGUCGAUCCACAUGAGGACACUGUGGCCAAGCCCCAAGACAAUGGAGGAGAGGGUUCGUGAGCAGAGGAUCCUCUCUUCAGUCAACACAACAAAAUGGAGUUGACCAAAGUUCUUAAACUCUAGGUUGCUCCCAGCAUGGGUUUGGCUGUUUUACACCAGAGCAUGUGGACUUGUGUGUGUGAGAGAGAGAGAGAGGCAUCACUGUAAAGCUCUUGAGAUGAUCAGAGACUGUCCACUGACUGUCACCGCCGUGUGCCAAACUGAUUAUCUGUAAUUGCACAAUCAGGUGUACCACUAGUGUUUCACUUUUGGCAAAACAUUAAAUUCAGUAUAAUGCUUAAUAGUUUGUUUCACAAUAACAUCCCAAGGGAUCUUCAUGCAGAAUUUCAUGAGCAAAUACCAUUUAGAUUUUUUUCGGUGACAGACUGAGUGCUUCAUCCUUGUGAACAAAAACAGGUACUAUGGAGACUACAUUAGGUUUGUGAAGAACUCUUUUAUUCCAAAAAGUUACACACCAAAGCA
This is a messenger RNA of Thalassophryne amazonica, 1501 nucleotides long. Its product is annotated as T-lymphocyte surface antigen Ly-9-like. The record is from RefSeq and is a predicted model, not a curated record. The coding region runs from base 80 to 1039 and encodes 319 amino acids. The transcript has a single exon. NCBI's taxonomy places the organism in Eukaryota, Metazoa, Chordata, Actinopteri, Batrachoidiformes, Batrachoididae.